AUGGGCGAUGCUGCGUCGCUCGAUAAUAAUCGCCACCCAAUCAUAAAACAUUUCUGCACCCACGUCCCCGAGUCUGGAAAUGCCACGAAAGUCGCCAACAGCGCGGUGGGAGUGGCGACGGCGAGGCUGAGCAAGGCCGCGGGCGAAGGAAAGAACUCCACAUGCUCCUACUACGGAAACUACAACGCUAACCUUUACUUCGGCAAGGGGCUCACCGCGAAGCUUCCUGACGCGCUCUUCGGCAAGCGCUGCGGCGCGUGCUUCAAGGUGAUCUGCACCAACGACACGAAGCGCUGCCGCAGCGGCAAGGCCACCGUCACCGUCCGCGUCAUCGGCGCGACUUCGGCGACGGAGAAGCAGAUUUCGCUCUCCGCCGUCUCAUGGGCGAAAAUUGUUCAGGGUUCCGACGCCGCCCCUGUUAACGUCACGUACAAGCGCACCAACUGCAUUUCCACCGCCGGAUCCGCGGUGCGCGUGCGCAGCAACUCUACCGCGGAGCAUUUCAACAUCCACAUUGUGGGCCUUGCCGGCCCCGGCACGCUUAUCGAGGUCGAGCUUAGCGCGGACGGCAAGAAGUGGGUGAAGAUGACCCGCGACGAGAACAGGGCGAUCUGGGGGAUCAAGGGCGCGGAGGCGAAGGAGGUUGUGGGCGCGAAGAAGGCGAUGAGCGUUCGCCUGACUGCGGGACACACCCACGAGAAGAUCACCCUCAAGAAUGUCAUUCCCGCCGCAUGGAAGGCUCAGACGAUCUACUCGUCCAAAACCAACUUCAAGAAGCUCAUGCCUGAGGCCAAGUAG
Molecule: messenger RNA, 798 nt
Organism: Closterium sp. Yama58-4
Lineage: Eukaryota; Viridiplantae; Streptophyta; Zygnematophyceae; Desmidiales; Closteriaceae
Source: the annotation of a GenBank genome assembly